Messenger RNA from Saccharomyces mikatae IFO 1815, 639 nucleotides. RefSeq names its product DNA-directed RNA polymerase III subunit RPC25 (gene RPC25). Lineage: Eukaryota; Fungi; Ascomycota; Saccharomycetes; Saccharomycetales; Saccharomycetaceae. Gene Ontology annotation, biological process: DNA-templated transcription; transcription initiation at RNA polymerase III promoter. Gene Ontology annotation, molecular function: DNA-directed RNA polymerase activity; DNA binding. The record is from RefSeq and is a predicted model, not a curated record. Gene Ontology annotation, cellular component: RNA polymerase III complex. Bases 1 to 639 code for a protein of 212 amino acids. The transcript has a single exon.
AUGUUUAUUCUUUCAAAUAUUGCUGACUUGGUACGAAUCCCGCCCGACCAAUUUCAUCGUGAUACAAAAUCGGCAAUCACUCAUCAGUUAAAUAAUAAGUUUGCCAACAAGAUCAUUCCUAAUGUCGGUCUUUGCAUUACGAUCUAUGACUUAUUAACUGUUGAAGAAGGUCAAUUGAAGCCAGGUGACGGAUCAUCCUUUAUCAAUGUAACAUUUCGAGCCGUUGUCUUCAAACCGUUCUUGGGUGAAAUAAUAACGGGAUGGAUCUCUAAAUGUACAGCAGAAGGUAUAAAAGUUUCAUUAUUAGGUAUAUUUGAUGACAUAUUCAUUCCGCAAAAUAUGCUAUUCGAAGGAUGCUAUUAUACGCCUGAGGAAAGUGCAUGGAUUUGGCCUAUGGAUGAAGAAACAAAACUAUACUUCGAUGUGAAUGAGAAAAUAAGAUUCAGAAUCGAAAGAGAAGUUUUUGUGGAUGUAAAACCUAAAUCACCCAAAGAACGAGAAUUGGAGGAAAGAGCACAGUUAGAGAAAGAGAUUGAAGGUAAAAAUGAAGAAACUCCUCUAAACGAAAAACCACCGGCGUAUGCCUUAUUAGGUAGUUGUCAAACAGACGGCAUGGGACUUGUUAGUUGGUGGGAAUAA